CACUGCGGAAUAACUGUGCUGUGUGCUCUGUUCGUGUGAGGUUGAGGGACUGUGAUAGGAGGAAACGGUUUUCUAUGUUUUGUUUAUGUGUGUAGUUUCAUGAUCGUAUUUGUAUGAGUAUAAGUGACAGCAUUGAUUCCGAUUUUAAUGGAAGUUGCUCUGAUGAAUGUGUUGCCACGGAAACCUCCCUGAAACAGUCUCCAACGAUGGUUAUUAAUGUUGACGAGGAUUCUGCAAAUAGAUGUGAUGCAUUGAAACCUAUGUGUCCCUUAGUCGAUUUAACAGACGCAAGUGAUCGAUCCAGCUGCUCAAGUAGUAAUCUGAAGGGAGAUGCCGUGAGAAAAAAAGAACCCAUAUUCAGUAUAAGGUUUAGGGAUCAAGGGACGGCAAGGAAAUACCAGAAGAAAAUUAAGGACUUUUUGAAAGAUCUUAUUUCAAAGCAACUAACAGAUUCGGAAGAUGGUGGCUCAUCGGACUUAGAGUUAGAUAUUUGGGAAGAAUCACUUGAAGAAGCAGAUGAUGAUGACCAACUCGAUGUGUCACAUCUCUUUAUGGUUGAUACUCAUCCAUCCAUGAAGGAUGACUUAGACAUUCCUGCAUAUAAUCAGAAAUUUAACGAAGUUCUUCAGAAACAAGAAGAAAAGUCAGAUGAGAAGAAUACACCAAAUGCAUCAGUGCAAACAUGUUUCAACUGUCUGGGGAAUCACUGUUUGAGAGACUGUCCAGAACCUCGUCGCCCUGCUACAAUUGCAAGAAAUAGGAGAGAUUUCAUGAACAAACAUGGUAACACUCCAAAAGUCAGCCGUUAUCAUAUGGAUGAAGAGCAAAGGUUUUCCCGUUUCCGACCAGGAGAAAUAAGUCGCAGUUUGCGGAAAGCAUUAGGUUUAUCAAAACAUCAGCUCCCUCGUCAUAUAUAUCGUAUGAGGCGACUGGGCUAUCCACCAGGGUGGAUGGAAGAGGCAAGGAUAUCACAUUCCGGGAUUUCAUUAUUUGAUUCAGAAGGACAAGAAGUUGCUGAUCCUGAAGAUGAGGAUGGAGAAAUUGUUCCUAAGGGAUCAAAAGAUACAUAUGACAUGAAAAAAAUCAUCAGUUAUCCUGGUUUCAAUGUACCCUGCAGUCCAGAUAUUAUUGAUGAGUUCGAGCAUUAUAAUUCUCCACCGAUGGCAUUCCAUCAAAGUAAGGAAGCUAUGCUGUCACAGUUGCAGGCAAGUCCUGCGUACAAAAAGAGAAAGCUGAAAAUCACACCUGUGGCAACAGAGCCAAAGGAAGUUACUGUAACUCCAGCAGACAUGGAAGUGGAAGAAGUUGCACAAUGUGUGAGCUUGCUGCCAGAUGAUGGUUGCCGAUUCAUUCCACCUCUGCCCAAGGAUACACCUCCUCCACCCCCGCCCCCACCACCACCACCACCACCUCCUCCUUCAGAGAGUGAUUCAGAAGGAGGAGAGACACGUAGCCAGGAAACCUGUUCACCUGUUUCUACAGGCCAUAGCAGUAUUUCAUCACCCAGGCCACAGUCACCAUCAUUGUCUGACUUGGAAGCAAAGAAACAGUCGCUUCUGGCAGAGCUGGAGGAUGGAAGCUCUGGAGAAACUGUUCGGGUAGCUGCAACACCCACACUUGGAAAAAUAAAGUCUGUUGCACUUGGUACACCAGUUUUAUUGGGGAGGUCUCCUUACUCUAGACUUCCCUCUCCAAAGAAAUUCUCUCACAACAUCUGUGAUGUUAUAAAUUUUGAAAAUCUUCCCGAUUCAACAGGAAAGUAUGAGAAGAUGACUGAUAUAAUACAGAAAGUACGGACAGCUGUUUCACGCAUACAGAGUGAUACAGCUACAUGACAGGCACAGGUGGAGUAUAGUAAUUUUUUACACCAAUAUACAACUAAAAAUAUGUGCUACCAUUUUUAAAUUUAAUGUCCAAGAUCAAAGAAGAAAGUACAUGUAAGAUGCAUUAUUCAGCAAAAUGACAGCUAUGUGGAAGACCACAGAAAAAAAUUCAAAUUCUUGUGACAUUCCUUCUUCAAGAGAUAGAUAAAAGAAGCAGGGAAUAAAAAUGUGUGUAAGGGGAGCUUGAGAAAUGUUCAAUGAUCACAGAGGAGACUAUAAUAAUUGAGAUUAAUACUAAGGAAUAAAUAAUAUUUGACUGUUAAAGAACAUAACUUCUCUAGAUGUCAGCUACCUUUCUCCUAAAUUUGUUAACUUCUGUGCCUUGGGGAGUUCUGUCAUCUGUGUUCUAGACUUCAUGUUCAGUUUUAUGAGUAACUGGCCAUCAAUAUAUUCUCCAUGUUUGGACUUGUUAUCUCACAUGGCCUUUUUGUACAUUUAGUCCAGUUUGAGGAUUUAAUUUUUAAUUUUAUUGUUUAAAUUAGAAAAAGAUUAUUUUCUAUUUAUGUAAGAUAAAUCAAAUUAUUAAUUUUUGGUAACAAUUUUAAUAUGAAAUAUUUUGGGGAAAAUAUCAACAAGAGAAGCUAUGUACAUAAAGUGAAACUGUUCAAUAAAUGUUUAUUUACCAUAA
Molecule: messenger RNA, 2511 nt
Organism: Schistocerca americana (American grasshopper)
Lineage: Eukaryota; Metazoa; Arthropoda; Insecta; Orthoptera; Acrididae
Product: zinc finger CCHC domain-containing protein 8 homolog
Exons: 8
Coding region: 114-1835 (573 amino acids)
Cellular component (GO): catalytic step 2 spliceosome
Molecular function (GO): RNA binding
Source: RefSeq, a predicted model, not a curated record